Messenger RNA from Xenopus laevis (African clawed frog), 2476 nucleotides. RefSeq names its product syntaxin 2 L homeolog (gene stx2.L). The coding region runs from base 377 to 1249 and encodes 290 amino acids. The transcript has 11 exons. Gene Ontology annotation, cellular component: SNARE complex; synaptic vesicle; plasma membrane. The record is from RefSeq and is a predicted model, not a curated record. Gene Ontology annotation, molecular function: SNARE binding; SNAP receptor activity. NCBI's taxonomy places the organism in Eukaryota, Metazoa, Chordata, Amphibia, Anura, Pipidae. Gene Ontology annotation, biological process: intracellular protein transport; synaptic vesicle fusion to presynaptic active zone membrane; exocytosis.
GGAGAAAGUUAGAGGACAUCGUAGGGAGGAGGAUGAAUGGGUCAGGCUAGACUAGACCUGUCAGCAAAAAGUAAAAGGCGCUCGCAUAACUGUUACCAGCAGUGUGAGAUUUCUUAGCAAUUCAGAUAUUUUAUCAUUGGGAGAGGGUAGAUGAACUAAAAUGGACACCAUACUUGAUUCCCAAGACCUUUGAUCCAUCUAACGGUAUCUCCCCAGGAGAGGGGGAGUGGUUCCGCUGACAUUGCGCAUGUGCAGAACUUUAGUUCGCUCUCUACAGCUGUGGUUGCCGUGGCACCAAGAAGAGAAGGAGGUGGUGGUUGAAAACUGAACGUGAAGCUGCUACCUGAGACGUUGGGGGCGAGCAGCACUUACGGGCAUGAAGGACCGGCUGACAGAGCUGUCAGCGGUUAAAGGAAAUGAUGAAGAUGGGGAGACGGUGGUUGUUGUUCAGAAAGAACAAUUCAUGGAUGAUUUUUUCCUUCAGGUAGAAGAAAUAAGAAAUUGCAUUGCUAAAAUAGCAGAUAAUGUAGAGGAGAUGAAGAAGAAUCACAGCAAAAUUUUAUCGGCACCAAAUCCAGAAGACAAAACAAAGGAAGACCUUGAAAAACUUAAUCAAGAAAUCAAGAACAUUGCCAAUAAAGUCAGAACCAAAUUAAAGUCCAUUGCACAAACUAUUCAUCAGGAUGAGAGUGCCAACAGAACCUCCGUGAAUUUACGAAUACGAAAAUCUCAGCAUACAGUAUUGUCCAGAAAAUUUGGAGAAGUAAUGACUGAGUACAAUGAAACCCAAGUCCAAUUUCGAGAACGCAGUAAAGGGCGAAUACAACGACAGCUAGAAAUAACUGGAAAAACAACCACAGAUGAUGAACUGGAAGAAAUGCUGGAGAGUGGGAACCCUUCUAUCUUUACAUCAGAUAUUAUUUCAGAUUCUCAAAUCACCAAGCAAGCACUAAAUGAAAUCGAAUCCCGUCACAAAGACAUCAUAAAGCUUGAGUCCAGCAUACGGGAACUACAUGACAUGUUUGUUGAUAUAGCAACGUUGGUGGAAUCACAGGGUGAAAUGAUAAACAGCAUAGAGAAGAACGUUGAAAAUGCUGCUGAGUACAUUGAACAUGCCAAAGAAGAAACAAAAAAAGCAGUGAAAUACCAGAGCAAAUCCCGGAGGAAAAAAUGGAUUGCUGCCUUUUUAGUGCUGGUGCUGAUUGGCUUAAUUGCCUUGAUUGUUGGCUUGUCAGUUGGCCUUAAAUGAAAAUUGGAAUAUUUCCAUUAAGCUGAUCUUUAUCAUUAUCUGUGUAGUCAUCUUACUGUUGAUCAUUGCAAUCAUCUUGGCUACAACGCUGACCUAAGCAUAUAUAAGGACCUCAGAAGACUCCCCAUCCAAGCCAUGCCUUCAAUGGAAUUUUCCACCAAGCUUUCUGUUGGAUACCUUUAUUUUUCCACCAGGGAAAACAGCCUGCUCUAGCAACUCUAAACCUGCUUGGCUCCUUUUUCAGCAGAAGGACUGUUUCAUUUUUGCACUUGAAACAGCAGUCAAGACCAACUUUGACUGGAAAUGUGGUGCAGCUAAUGAAUAUCUGCUUCUAAAGCCAAGUCAGCAGCCCACAAGCACCGGAACAAUGACCAUAUCAUUUAUUAUACUAAGGAUUCCACGUUUUUUUUCAGAAAGGUUGAGCUAGCUUUGGCACUAACGGAAAUGAGAUGGUAAAUGUGCAAUCUUUAACUUUACUAUUUUGUGAUUUAUAUUUUAUUGGGUAUUUGAUUCACCAUGGACUCCUCUGGUAACCUUUUCUCUGUUUAGUGCCUUAUUAGGUAGAAUGGUUUCAAUCCAAUCUGUCAACUACAAGUGUAAAGGUUUAUUCAAGCCCAGUUAACCAAAAAUCGGUAAUGGGUAGAAACUCCUCUGUGCUUGUAUAUCUGUGUAUGUAGUUAACAUACAUUCAUUGAUGGAAAGUGGAGGGCAUGACAUGACCCAUAUUAACUGCAAAAGGGGUAAUAAUUGUCUUAAUUAUUUUAAUCACCAUAUGUUUGCCCAAACAAAAGGGGAAAAAAAUGUUAAAAACUGUUUUAGGGGAAACGUUAUGCUUUUAGCUGCCAGUUGGGUGGUUCCAGGUAUGAGAGUGCUGAGUUUUAGUCUCAUGUAUGUAAAGACAGUGCAAGCUAAAAUCAUUGGGGGGGGGGGGGAGAAAUUUUUUAAAUACCUCCCAGUAAUUAUAAUUGCAGUAGAAUUUCUGUAUUGUGCAUAUGCUCACCAAGGGAGCAGUUGGUUUGGCCAAAAUACUGCUGAAUCCUGGAAAAAAUGCUAAUAUUUGGCCAAAUUCAGUAUGUGGUACAACCCUUAUUGUCCUUUUAAAGAUUGCUUUUUGAAGUAGCACUAUUUUCAGAGCAGCCUAGUCACAGACCUCCGAUUUGCAUUGCUGAAAGGGUUAAAACCUAUUCUUAAAUACCACCUCUGCACACUUUUUUUUUCUCUGUUUCU